Messenger RNA from Aspergillus alliaceus, 1072 nucleotides. RefSeq lists its product as uncharacterized. The record is from RefSeq and is a predicted model, not a curated record. The transcript has 4 exons. Bases 91 to 633 code for a protein of 180 amino acids. Lineage: Eukaryota; Fungi; Ascomycota; Eurotiomycetes; Eurotiales; Aspergillaceae.
AUCUUUUUUUUUGAUCUGCUCGUGCUUUCUUUUCUUCUUUCGGCUCCAGUUCUUCUUUGCCUAUAAGACUGCUUCCUAGAGAAAGUAGCAAUGGCCGACAGACUCAACGAAGCGCGUGCCCUGAGGGUGGCUGAGAUUCUCAAUGACUAUCGUACACUUUUAGUACACAUUUCCCAACAAGAUGUCCCGGUACCCGCAGAGGACUGCUGGGAGCAAGGAUAUGUGGUGAUCAGAGAGAGUCUGGCGGCUGCGCAAGCCCUAAUGGCAUCGAACUAUACCCCUUCUAUUCCACCGGCUGGAGGCAGCGAUGCGGAAACCGAGAAAGCCGAACUUCAGAGGGUCAUACUCGAUGGAAGCGCUCGUCGAUUUCGAGCACACAAGAUUUACCUCCGCGCCGCAGCCGGAAGAAGAUGGUCUAUCAACCGACAAAACAUCCUACGAGGGCAAAGGCCUGACCAAAGACAUGCUUCCCAAUUGAAGCUCAUAGACGAGGCAUUCCGACAGGAGCUCGCUCAAGUGACAGAUCAACACGUUGUGGCUGAUCUCCGGGCAGCCGAUAUGCGUGCAGGCCAUUGGCUCAACGACGAUCCAUCUUUGCCGGCAAUCCUUAAUUGGAUCCGAUCCCACCCAUGAAGCGAUCCCCUAAUUACGGCAAUUACUGAUCUGAUGGCAUUGCCUUUGAUUAAGCGCAGGUCGCUUAAUAUGCGCCUAGAAAGAGACACCCGUCCUUCUACACAAAGGACCUCUCCUUCUCCUCUUAUUGGGACAUAUUUUUACUUUGAUGCUGAUGACGGUCAUGAUAUCCCCACGAGUGAUUGCGUAUUGCUAGACGUUUGAGACAGCCGAGCCCCUCCCUUUGUUUUCUUUUCUCUUUGCUCUCUUUCUAUUUCAGGGGUUCUAUGGAUCUCCCAUUUCGGGCUAUGAGUUCAACCACAUUCUGUACCAGUCAGAGAAGGGAACGGGAUUCCCCAUUAAUUUCGGCCGAUAGAUCAAUUUGGCUCUGGUUAGCUGAAAUUCAAGAAAAGCAUGAAUGAUAAAAUAAUAGAAAGGAUUUACAAUAUUUUACUAUAGA